CUUGUCAAAAUUCCUUUACAAAGUUCGCAAUGCCGUCGUGUCGUAUCCUACUGCACCUAUCGCUAGUACAAGCAGUGAUUCAAUCGCAUCUAUGGAUUCACCCAGAGUAAAUGACACAAUCUCUUUAGUUUUCUUAUGCGGGGCACUAUCACUAGUUAUUUAUGGUCUUAUGUUUGAAUAUACGGAUAGAACUCGAUUGUUGUGGGAGAAAGCAGUAGUUCAACAAGGACGACACAACAGCAACAGCCGUUCCAACGAAACACAGUUAGCUUUGAAGAAACCCGAGAAAUCAACAGAUAUAACUAUAAUAAUAAUAACGGAUACGACACACCCACAAUCGCCAUGUCGGCACGCGCUUCGAUCGAUGAAUCGGACCAAGACGGUGGUGUGCUGACAAAAACACCAUCCAACGACAGCGAUAACCAAUCUGUGAUUACCAACUUUUCAGUAUCCAAUUACCACUCGCUGAACCGUGUCAUCGCGCAACUGCGAGGCGAAAAGAUCAAGUCCGAGAAUAUGAAUACCGAGUAUUGGAUGCCAGAUUCGCAAUGCAAAGAGUGUUUUGACUGCAACGCCCGUUUCAAGUUCUAUCGAAGGAAGCAUCAUUGCCGUAUAUGUGGUCAAAUCUUUUGUGGCAAAUGUGCUUCGGAUAUCAUCCAGGGGGAACGGAUCGGACAAUCAGGGCAGGUGCGUGUGUGUAAAUUUUGUUACUCAAAAUUGCAGGCACAGGAACGACAGGAAGAGCACGAUGCCAAUACCUUGGAGCAAAAAGAAUCCAAUAACGUGCACCCAAGCAUUGACCCUGAUUCGAUUGUGGGAUUGUCACCCGUGCUUCCCGGACAAAAGCCGCCGUCAGCACCGAAAAUGCAGAUUCCCACGACGACAUUAAAAGCGCACCAAGGAGAGUACGGUGGUCAAAAUUCGACAACGUUUGCUUUGGAAAUCCCGACUGAGGAAUUAUUGCCAUAUGCACUUGCCAACAGUACUGCUGCUGCCAAUAACAUUAAUAUGAGUCAACCACCACCGACACCAACCAUAGCAGCAACAAGUACUGCUGCUCAGCAACAACAACAACAACAACAACAAGACGAGCCAGGGAUGAGUCUCAAGGGCAUCUUUCUCGCCACUAUACGACCCCGGUCUCGGACCAAUACAAUGAACUCAACCACGGUGGAACCUACGCUUGCCAACAUUGAUACAGCUAAAGCAGCAAGCAUUGGCUCCCCUAUACCAUUUCGUCGAAAUUCUCUCAAUGGUCAAUUGAAUGGGUUCCUGGUAGAUGGAGGUGGCGGCACUGUACUUCCAUCCAGUGAAUACGAUAGCGAGGACGAAAGUUCGCGCAAGUGGGACAAGAGUCCGCAAAAUUUGCUCAAUUUCCUUGGUGGUGGCAGCAGCUCGGAUCGGAUAGAUGACAACAAUGGUGCUUUGAUGUCGCCUACUGUACCUGACGAUGAUAUUGUGGUCAGUCAAGAAUCAUCUACGAAACUGAGAAGACGACGUGCAGAAGAUCGAUUGACACGGGAACGAUCUAAUAGCAUGCGUCGACGUCGUAGCCUUACGACCACUCCUUCACGAUCCUUUCGACAACGUACACAUAGCCUUAUGCGCAACACACCUAUUACGACAAUGACACCAUUAUCGGACACGGCAGACGACUCACAGAAUCUAGCGACGCCAAUUGUAGAAGACAGCAACGCAGGAGCAAGUGGUGGCUGCAGUGGGCUCAACGAGGCAUUACUAUUAUGCUCGGAUGACUCUGGAGCUGCCGAAAAUCAAAAUAGCGGCAGUCUUGCGGCAAUGACAAACAACAACAAUGAGCUCAGCAUGGCAUCCAUGGAGCACAUGAGGAAGAUGCUGCGGCAUUUGCUGCAUGAAAACGAGUCAAUCAUUGGCCCAACUCAUUGCGAGGCAUGGGAAGAUGUUUUGAUGAAGCUGUUGCUGCAAGUAUCAGAAAACGUACAUCCCGAUAUUCGUGGCGGCGACGACAUGGACUUGCGACACUAUAUCAAGAUCAAAAAGAUAGCCGGUGGUGCUCCCGAGGACAGCUACUAUGUGAAUGGCGUCGUAUGCUCCAAGAAUGUGGCACACAAACGCAUGAUACGGUCCAUCAAGAACCCACAAAUUCUCAUCCUCCUGUUCCCGCUGGAGUGGUCCCGCGAUUUUUGGGGUGACUGUCAGCUGCAAUCGAUCGACCGGGUACUUGCGCAAGAAAGGGAUUUCUUGGAGAAGCUUGUGAAUCGUAUCGUGGCACUUAAGCCAUCGGUGGUCCUCGUCAGCUCAAACGUAUCUCGAAUUGCGCUUGAACAUUUGGUCAAGACCGAUAUCGUCGUCGCGUACAAUGUUAAACUCAGCAUUCUCGAUGCUGUUGCGCGGUGCACGGGUGCAAGCAUUAUCAACUCUUUCCUGCAGCUCAUGACGGAUGGAUUGACGUUGGGACACUGCGGCGUAUUCGAAACCAAGACGCUCGUUCAUGACUUGAUACCGCAUAGACGCAAGACUUUUCUAAUUUUUGACAAGUGUCCACCUGAGCUUGGGGCUACAAUUAUUAUGCGAGGCGGAAAUGUUGAAACCUUGCGCGUACUCAAGCGUAUCAUGGACUUCAUGGUCUUUGUCGUACACAAUCUCCGGCUCGAGUCAUUUCUACUCAUGGAUUUGGCCAAGGCAAGGAUCACUCUUCACGGACCGCAAACAAAAGAACAACAGAUUGCUGCUGCUGCUGCUGCUGUUGCUAUUACCACUGAGGAAACGCCUGCAUCUUCAGCACAGUCCGUAACUUCCACCGACAAAAGUAGCGAAACAACGAUCAUUGCUGAUGAUAAUAACGACAAAGUGGCGGCGACGACAAGCAGCACCACCACCAAUACAGCUACUGGUGAUGACGCUGAAUUCCUACAAGCCGUCCAGGAUGCUAUUCACCGCUACCAGAACGUAACUCUGUCAGCUUCAUCCAUGGUUGGAUUACCAGCACCCCACUUACUUCUGCGGCUCAGCGAAACACAGAGAAAAAUGAUUGCAUUGAUCGCAGCACGGGCACCUGAAGCACUCAAGAACGCCAACCACGCGCCACCCAAUCGGCUUGCCAACAUGCUUGCUUUUUUUAGAAGCUUUGAUCAGAUCAUGAUGGGCGAUGCAGAGUUCGAGCGUUUGUUGGAGGAACAUCAUCAUCGCUGGCGCGCACUCGAAGCCUAUAUUGGCGACAAUGCAGAUACGCUGUCGCCAUCGUACCAUCAGCAGCUCGUGGUGCUCUACAUGUCCGUUUGCUCGAUCACUGCUGUGCCCUGUCAGGGACCAGAGAUGCGCAUGUUUGAGUAUUAUCGACCCGAGUCGGACCUGACACUGGGGCAAUACAUUGAAGACAUUUCUGCCGAUGCUAACACGCCAUGUCCGUCAAAUAUGUGUGAAUCCACAAUGCUCGAACAUUAUCGGUCGUACGCACAUGGGAACGCCAAAGUCAAUGUUGAUAUAGAGCGUAUUCAAGGCCCAGCACCAAUCAUGACUACGAGCAACAUUUUAAUGUGGAGCUACUGCAAGCAUUGCGAUGCCAACAGCCUGCUAGUGCCCAUGUCCGAAAGCAGUUGGAAAUACUCCUUGGGCAAGUUCCUCGAGCUAUUGUUCCACCAAACAGCCGAGGCAGUCUGUGGUCAAGAAGAAACCUGGUGUCCACACAACCUGUUUCGGGACCACGUCCACUAUUUCUGUAUCAAAGGCAUUGCCGUACGGUUCCAGCAUGAAGCCAUUGAACCGCUCGAAGUGCAUGUGCCACCAAUGCAUCUGUACAUCAACCCAAAGACGCAGAUCGCGCUCAAGGAUUCAGCGCUCGAAUCGACACGAUCAAAAAUUACCCGAUUUUACGAAUCUGUCAUUGAGCGAGACAAAAACUUCUUGCUGGAUAUGGUCCAGCCGGAAGAAGUGGAUGGGUGCAAAGAGCAUUUGCAAGAAAUGUCACGACGAGCCACAGGUGAAAAGAAACAGAUGCUGCAAGCCUUGCAGUCUGUUUAUGCAACCACGGCCCCCACGGAUGCACUCAGCCUCAACAUUGUACGCAUCAAGCUGCAGAUGAAGGUUAUGCAAUGGGAUCUGGAGUAUGCAGAGUUUGUGCGACACUAUGUACGGCCCGAGCGCGAGUUGCGACGCCAUUUCAAGAAAAUGUUCCCUGUCGAAAGUGGUAUUACGAGUGGCGCGGUGGCUAAUUUGGACGUGCGCACCAAACGGACAGCCGAAGCACCCGAUUUGCCUAUUCUCGAUGUUGGAUUGGACGGUCCUAGUGACUGCACUGCAACGACCACGGCUGUCAACGAUAUUGAUAUUUUGCUCAAGUCCCAGCCUAACCUGGGUGAAUCGCCUACGUCAGCAUCGCCAUGGCUAGAAGAAGAAGCUCGACUGGAUCAUAUUUUGGAAGAGAUGAUAAAGGAGAAAUUGUCAAGAAAACAAUCAGGCGACACGGCCAACUCGUUAACAGCACCGUCACAGCAAAGUGGCAAUUCAACUGCGCAAGAUAGCGCUGUGGAUGCAGCGAUAGCGGAUGGCCUGGAUCCGAGUGUGGCACGACGACUCUCGCUCGAAUUGAUGAAAGAUACACCCAAACCAUUGACUAGCUGGACUGAUGAAAAAGAAGAACAGCAACAACAGCAGCAGCAGCAUAAACAGCAAUCCAAAAACGAGCACCAAUCCCAUCAACGCAAACGUGGUAGUAACAACCAUGGACAUAAUCAUACUACUACUAAUACUACUACUGCUGCUAAGCAGCAAGUGCAGCAGAGCCACAAUGUUCAUACUACACAGCAACGCAAAUACUUGGAUGAUUACGAUAUACGGGCACAAAAGCGUCGAGCCAACAACGAGCAAAACAGAACAUCGUUCCCGUCAGGAUUAACGAACCAUGCCGCAAUGCUGCCGUUGCUAUCCACUGCUGCCUAUAAACGAUUCACUGAUAUACUUCCUUACGAUUCAGAGAUUGCAAAGUCACAAAGCUCUCCACCGCUCAUGUCGAAAAUUAAGCGCAAAAACUAUCCAAAGGUGGAUACUACUCGUACUAGGGCGACACCAGCAACACAGCAACAUUCAGGUAGUAAUGGCAAGGAGAGAGAUCGGCAGGAUAAUAAUUGUAGUGACAUAUCUACCGAGAAACGGGAGCUUGCACUCAGUGGGUAUCGUUACGGCUACAAGGGAUCGGCUGAACGAGGAAGUUCAGCUUCAACACAUCGUCUACAUCCUUUACGAUAUUAUCCACGCAACCACAACAACAGCAGCAGUAACAACAAUCGUGGUGCAACAGAUAGCUCAGGAUCAUCCUCAGCCACCUCGCUUCAUCUACAAGACAGCAGUAGCAGCAGCAGUGUCAAUAGGCAUCAACAACAACAACAGCAGAGCAGUAGUAAUUCUACAAGUCGACUUAUACAUCCAUCAACACGCGUGGAUCAUCUUGAACGCAACGUCAAAUUUGCCACUGGUCGUCACCGUCAUCAUCACUUGACACCGUCCGGCAACCGACCACCUUCUUCAGCAGCAGCCCGCGGUGUUCGACAACGCUUACCAAGCAAAUCUUCCAUGGAGGUUUACACAACGAUCCGAGAACUCGUACGCGAAGAAUCAGACGACGAGUUCCAGGCGAGUGACAGUGAUACUACUGAUUGUGAAGACGAAGACGACGACGACGACGACGAUAAUCGCGAUGUUGAUGGUGCUGAUACCACCACCAGCAGCAGCAGCAACAACAACAACAACAGAAAACGCCAAGAUGACGACGAUCGCUAUACUAGCAAGUUGACGUUCUCUUUGACACAUACGGAUGAAUACGAUGAGUCUUGGGGUCGUGAAAUGGUCCCACAUCAGCAACUUGGGCAAAGUGCUAUAUUACAUGAUUCGCCGGUGGAUACCACGGUUCCACACUUGACCUUUGAUGAAUAUGACAAUGCUACUGCUGCUGAUGGUUCUGCUUCCGGUGCUGCUGCCACUAAUGAUAGACCAGCGCUGCAUCAUCAUACGAUAUCCGACUUUAGAGCAAUGAAUCCAGCUCAUGGUCAGCCUAUACCCACCAAACCCAAUGCUAGUAUGAGUAAUCUCGAACCAUCAACGUUGGAACUCUCUACGAGCGGUUCUGAGAGAAACUCUUUUUUGAAAACGAUUACGAACAUGCUUGCCGAAAAGGGUCUUGGUAACCUGUUACCAUUGGAAUAUCCUCUCUCUCCAUUAGAACAUGUGUUCCCAGGCUCCUUGAUCGUGGUUGGCGAAGACGAACCAAGCACGAUUGUAGCAUAUACCCUCAGCUGUGAUGAUUAUACCAACAUGUUGAAAGAAAUCCGGAAAGGAACCCAUACUGACAUUCCAGUUGUGACCGACGAGCAAAGCAUGCAAAAUGAGCAUCAACAGUAUAACGAAAAGGAACCAUCUGCUGCUGGCGCUUCUGCAGAACCAGUUACUGGCAUGUUUAUCGAGCGUACAUUACGUAGCAAGUCGGGUAUACACAUGAAAUAUUAUUUCACUGAUGGAACGACAAAGUUCUUUUGCAAGAUAUUCUUUGUUGAACAAUUCGAUGCACUGAGACGCAACUGCGGAUGUGAGGAGAGUUAUAUUGCAUCCUUGGCAAGCUGUUGUAAAUGGGACUCGUCUGGAGGAAAAUCAGGAUCUGUUUUUCUCAAAACCAAAGACGAUCGAUUGUUGAUAAAGCAGAUAUCCAGAUAUGAGAUGGAUGCCUUUUUACGUUUCGCACCAUCGUAUUUCCAGUACAUGUCUGAAGCUUUCUUCCAUGAGUUACCGACCGUUCUCAGCAAGAUUUUUGGUCUGUAUCGGAUCGGUUUUAAAAACUCGACUACCGGAAAAUCGAUGCGCAUGGAUAUUCUUGUAAUGGAGAACCUGUUUUACGAACGUGCGGUCAAAAAGAUAUUCGACUUGAAGGGAUCCAUGCGCAACCGGCAUGUACAAGCAACCGGUCGUGAAAACGAAGUGCUUCUGGAUGAAAACAUGGUUGAACUCAUGUUUCAAGCACCCUUGUUUCUGCGCUCUCAUUCGAAGGAGAUGCUUCGCGGCUCUCUCCACAACGACACAUUAUUCUUAUCUCGACUUGACGUCAUGGACUAUUCGCUGCUGGUCGGCGUGGAUGAAGAUAACCGUGAACUUAUCGUAGGCAUUGUUGAUUUCAUUCGUACAUUUACCUGGGACAAAAAAUUAGAAAGCUGGGUCAAGGAAUCAGGGAUUCUGGGUGGCGGCGGAAAAGAGCCGACUAUUAUUUCGCCCAAGCAAUAUCGCAUUCGUUUCCGUGAAGCGAUGGAUCGUUAUUUCUUGAUGGUACCUGAUUUCUGGACUGCCAAGCUGGUCCGUCGACAAUAUCAUCAUGAGGACCAUCACACCACAAAUAUGACCUCGAUCACAGAAACCAACAAGCUAAAAUAACGCGAUAUUAAAAUAUCAUAUACCCUUCCCUACCUUGAAACAUAUUUUCUUUUCUAUCAUCGCUAUCCUAAAGUUCGGCAAAGACACAUUUAUAUAGCAACAUGACUUCAUGUAUUGUGUGGCGUUUGCGUUUGAUAAGGGAUUUAAGUCCAUACACGUGCGCAAAUUACAUUGUUUUUCAGUACAAGGCUGGUUGCUUUCUUUAAAGGAUUGUAUUCAUUAUUAAACAGACUACUCUUGGGGUUGGAGGGAGAUAAAAAAAGUAUCUAAAGAGAAGAAAAGAAGAGAAUGGCACAAAUUCACAUCGAAACCAUGCCUAAUAGCCAGGACUGGCUCAAUGUGGUCCAUCUUAUCCUCGGGGGACGACAUGUCUGCCAGAAAU
Molecule: messenger RNA, 7771 nt
Organism: Zychaea mexicana
Lineage: Eukaryota; Fungi; Mucoromycota; Mucoromycetes; Mucorales; Lichtheimiaceae
Exons: 11
Coding region: 343-7389 (2348 amino acids)
Biological process (GO): phosphatidylinositol phosphate biosynthetic process
Cellular component (GO): endosome membrane; fungal-type vacuole membrane
Molecular function (GO): metal ion binding; 1-phosphatidylinositol-3-phosphate 5-kinase activity; ATP binding
Source: RefSeq, a predicted model, not a curated record